GGGAGCCGGGGCCUGGUUUUCCAGUCCGCCAGGCAGAUAGGAGGUUUUCUUUGUUGUCCUGCUAAUACCUCUGUGCAUUCUGCUCUUUCUGCGGUGUCUACGCGGAGUCACAGGGAGGGACACCUUUGAGAUUCGUCGUUCAGCCUAUAGGCUGUUCAGGAUGUUGCGCUCCCGUCUUCUUCCUGCUGUGGCAGGUUUAACAGUCAUUUCUAGGCGUCAUUAUGGGACAGCACAUUCCCUCCGUGGCCGGCGUAGGCUAAUGAUGGUGGCUUUUGCAGGAACAACAGCUAUAACGGCAAGUGUUGGACUUCUUUGGAAAAGAGCACAUGCAGAAGCGUCAUCAUCUGUGAAACAUGAUAUACAGGCAGAGCCUGGUGAAAAGGUGAAGAACAGAGAAGAAGUAGAGAAUGAAGGGAAUGAUGACAGGAAAGCUGUAGAGUCAAGUGAUGAAGAUGCGCAGGCAGAAGGAAAGAAGAAGAAGCGUUCUGGAUUUCGGGACCGUAAAGUGAUGGAGUAUGAAAACAGGAUCCGAGCCUAUUCGACUCCUGAUAAAAUCUUUCGAUAUUUUGCUACCUUGAAAGUAAUAAAUGAGCAUGGAGAAUCAGAAGUAUUUAUGACCCCACAAGAUUUUGUACGAUCUAUAACACCAAAUGAAAAGCAACCAGAAAAUCUUGGCCUUGAUCAGUUUGUGGUGAAACGCUAUGAUGGGAAGAGAAUUUCUCAGGAACGUGAAAAGUUUGCAGAUGAAGACAGCAUAUUUUAUGCACUUGGAGAAUGUGGUCUGAUCUCCUUUUCUGACUAUAUCUUCCUCACUACAGUCCUUUCCACGCCUCAGAGGAACUUUGAAAUUGCCUUCAAGAUGUUUGAUCUAAAUGGGGAUGGAGAAGUGGAUAUGGAAGAGUUUGAACAGGUUCAGAGCAUCAUUCGCUCCCAAACUAGCAUGGGCAUGCGUCAUAGGGACCGCUCGACUACAGGGAACACCUUGAAGACAGGCUUCAGCUCUGCAUUGACUACUUAUUUCUUUGGGGCUGAUUUGAAGGGGAAACUGACCAUCUCUCACUUUUUGGAUUUCCAGCGCAAACUUCAGCAUGACAUCCUGAAACUUGAGUUUGAAAGGCAUGAUCCUGUAAAUGGCCGGAUCACAGAGCGUCAGUUUGGUAGCAUGCUUCUGGCUUAUAGUGGAGUACAAUCAAAAAAGCUCACUCUUAUGCUGAAGCAACUAAAAAAGCAUUUCCAGGAUGGAGAGGGACUGACAUUUGAGGAGGUCGAGAACUUCUUCACUUUCCUGAAAAAUAUAAAUGAUGUGGAUACUGCUUUAAGUUUUUAUCACAUGGCUGGAGCAUCUCUUGAUAAAGAUACCAUGCAGCAGGUAGGCAAGACGGUGGCAAAAGUGGAGCUGUCAGACCAUGUGUGCGAUGUGGUGUUUGCUCUUUUCGACUGUGAUGGGAAUGGAGAACUAAGCAAUAAGGAGUUUGUUGCCAUUAUGAAGCAGAGGCUUAUGAGAGGCUUGGAGAAACCAAAAGACAUGGGGUUUACGCGGCUCAUGAGGGCUAUGUGGAAAUGUGCACAGGAGACAGCGUGGGAUUUCGCCAUGCCCAAACAAUAGCCACAGGCCAGGAGAGAAGAUCUGGCUGCAACACACACAAAUGAGGAUUGUGAAUUCUGCUGUGCUGCCUCCUCCAGAUAAGUGGUCGCCAUACCGUCAUGUUAGUACUCCCUGAAUGAAGGCCUCCGCUGAUGGAAUGACAGCAUUCUGUUGCUGUGCUGAAAAAACAAACCCUGGCAAAGACUGUUGACAACUGAGGAUUUUCCCUUAAAAAUAUCUAUGCAGACAUUUGAGUGCACUCUGCCUUUGACUUCUGUCUCAGCAACUGCUUCACAUCUCCCCCCCUGCCACCACACAUCCACACACUGUUUUCACAUUUUCUCCUUAAUUUUUCUGUCUCAGGAAGAAAACCUGAGCAGACCAGCAGAAUAAUUAGUGUUGAAUAUGGCAGCCUCUCUCUCUGUCUCGCUAGAAUAAACUCCUGCAUUCUAAUGAAACAGCUGAGCAUGGAUACUUCAAAUUAACAACAAUAGCGCUUGCAUCAGCAACAGUUAGAAUUUUAAGUACUGUUGGGGCAAAUAAUGCCCGUCAGAUUGACUCAGUACUCUUCUUGUCCUGAUCCUGAAGCUGAUUUGAAGUUACUGGGUUUAUUUUGUGUUUUGGUUUUCUUUUUAAGAAAGGGGGGGUCUGUAACAGGCCUGUUUCUGCAAGAAUGUCAGCCUUUUCUCAGCAUGCUAUACAGAAGAAGAGUAUGAAAACACGAGAGUGGGAUAGCCCUUGUUUCAUCUUCUUUUAAACAUUUAAAGGACUGAGUAAGCAUUUGUGACUUUUCCCCACAACCUCUUCCUCAAGAGUCCCGACUGGAACAUGCAAUCCAAUGUAUAUUCCCCCAUCUGUAAAUUCCCCCCUUUAAAUUGAGGGUGUUUGCUCCUUGUGAUUUAUUCUUCCAUGUAGCUGCUUUUGACAGAGUUCUUGAGAGCUUGUAAAAUAUUACUUUAAUUAUAAUGGUUCCUAACAAACA
This is a messenger RNA of Rhineura floridana, 2567 nucleotides long. It is a transcript of the gene MICU1, whose product is annotated as mitochondrial calcium uptake 1. Bases 161 to 1606 code for a protein of 481 amino acids. Gene Ontology annotation, cellular component: uniplex complex. Gene Ontology annotation, molecular function: calcium ion binding. The transcript is spliced from 12 exons. Gene Ontology annotation, biological process: mitochondrial calcium ion homeostasis; calcium import into the mitochondrion. The record is from RefSeq and is a predicted model, not a curated record. NCBI's taxonomy places the organism in Eukaryota, Metazoa, Chordata, Lepidosauria, Squamata, Rhineuridae.